UAUUAUAACUAUGAUGAUUUGUUUUUGUUUUUGGUGCCCCCUCAGGACUUGGUGCCCUACGCAGAGCGCGUAGUGCGCAUUAUGGGAGCGGCGGCGCUGACUGUCCCUUUUUAUAUUCAUAUUACAUUUAAGAAACCGUAGUGGCUAUCGAAAUAGUUUUGCGAUCCGAAGGCCAGAAUUUAAGACUUUCACUAUUAUAACUUUUUUUGCGUUUUUUUAACGUUUUUCCUUUUUCAAGAUAGCUCUUGCUUUUAAUUGUAAUAGGUUGAUUAUUCCACAAGGGUAAACAUUAUGGAGUGUAAGUGUGAGUUCAUUAUAUUUGCUAAUAUCUGUUUAUGGAAAUCUGACAAUGGAAAUUAUUAAUUCUCAAUCAUCAGUGAAUGAAGAUAAUAACAUGGCCUAAGUACCCACCUCUUUAGUGACAGAACCCACACGCUUUAUUUACAGCACAAUUGUUGGAAAAAUAACUAUUUUCAGUAGAGCUGAAUGUUUAACAUUUAUGGUCCGAGAGUAUUCCUCUCCAAACCCAGAUAAGAGGAAGUGAAGAAUAACACAUCGGCUUCUCUGGAGUGCUGGACAAGGAAGAAGCCCCCACAGGAAGAGAAGUGUCUGACAGAGUAUAAAAGACAGAGGCUGAGACGAGACCUUUGGAGUAUAAACUUGGAAACACAAGAGAUAAGAUAAUCCUUUAUUAGUCCAGCAGUGAGGAAAUGUACAGGAUUACAGCAGCAAAGUGGGUAAAGUGCACAUAAUACAUUGUAAGAUGUGAUUAUUUUAUAUGGCAAAUAACUAUAUAAUUCACAAAUAUGAACGGAUCCUGUCCUACAAUGGCAGACAGUUGCAUUGCUUUGGUCUGGCUUUACUCUUGACCAAUUGGUUACAGAAACUUUGGGCUUAAUGGCUAUUAAAUACUAUUAAAUGGUGUAAUAAGUGUUGUUUUUAUACAAAGUGUGUGAAAAUAGCGCAGUUUACAACAAUGCGCUAGCGGAAACAAGAUUCCAAACUAAGAUAAUGAGUUUAACGUAAAUGUUUUCUCAUGCAGAUGGUAAAGGGGUAAUCGGAGAAGCCAAAGUUCAUAAUGUGACGAAGUAAGGAGAAAGAAAAUCAUGGCUGACGAACUUGAGCAGUCACCCAAGGGUUGGACUGAAUCUCAAGUAAGCGACUGGCUAAGAUCAAUUGGAGUGAAGAAGCAGUACAUAGAAAAGCUCUACGAGGAAGAGGUCAAUGGACAAGUCCUUCUGUCACUGAAUGAGGACGAUUUGAAGUCAAAGAUGGGCAUGAAAUCAGGGCCUGCUCAUUUGAUUAUUCAGACAAGAGAUGAGCUCAUUAACUCCAAGAAAAAGUCUCAAGAGAAGAAGAAGACAUCCAGUGGCAAAACCCCCCAGUUGGAACAAGAACACAUUGAUGCAAAAUCUGUUCAAUGUCUUCCCGCAACAAGUGAAGCUACUCCGGCACAGAUUCCUAAGAAAGAUGAAGCUGUCGUAAAGGACCGACAAACAGCUCAGGAACUAAAUGUGUCCACUUCAAAAGACGACUGCAGACCACGGCCAUUUGACCAAGAAGCGAUUGAUUUCAUAUAUGUAAAGCACAGAGUCAUUCAACCCGAAUCGGGUGCUUUUAAUCUGAUAUCUCCAUGCCAUGAAUUCAAAUCUUUAGCUAAAGCUGUUACGUUGGAUCGCACAAGACUCCAAGCUAAGUUUGCCUAUGAGGUCCUUAGAUUUGCAACUGGCUGUAUGAAUAUCAGAUCAAAUGGCACAAUACACUUUGGUGUGAUGGACAGCAAAGAGGGCACAGGAAAUGUCCACGGUGAGAUAAUUGGUAUCCCUGUUCCAGAGAAAGACAUUUAUGUAGAUGCUUUGGACUACAUUGAAAGGAGUUUCUCUUCUUCCAAAGAGCAUGUACGCCAGUGUAUACGGCCACCAAGGUUCAUUGAGGUUAUGGAUGGCGAAAGUACAGAAAAGAGGUAUGUGGUAGAGGUUGACAUUGUGCCUUCAAUAAGUAUUGUGAAGAACAAAGUGUAUGAAGUGCGUCUGCCAAACUUCAAAGAGUCAUCAAACAAAGUAGAAUUUGAGAAAGAAACAAUUCUGCGGCGGGUGGGUGCAAAGACGGAACCGGUGACCGACAUAAGUGAUUUUCACGAACGAGUCAAAGAUCGAGACGCUCAAAGAGAAGAAGCAGAGAAAACUCUGUUCCUCGGUGCCCCAGACUGCUGCCAAGACCUCGGGAGGAAACUAAAAAUGCUUAUGACUUCUGGAAAGAAAUUCAUCGAAAAGGAGAAAUGGUUCAUCCUCGUCACUAACAAGUUCAACCCUGAUGACCUUCGCAACCUUGACUGGCUGCUUAACAUGACCAUGUUCUGUGUGUUUGACUUUGACCCAGACUCAAAGGUCUCAGGUCUUUGCAGUCAGUACCGUCAGCAUCACGUGGCAAAUAUUCAUUCUCUGCAGAGCUAUAGGAUAUCCAGUGACAUGAGCAUCCAAGAAUUCACGACUCAUUUGCAUCUGUUCGACCAAACUAGCUGGAUCUUUUGUAACGGCCGUAGUGACUACAAAGGAGAUGACAGUCCAUGUAAUGAAAUGACUUGGUUUAAGACAAAAAUGACUGUCCUGCGGGAAGCUGUGUCUUUGAUCUGUAAACAAAUCUUGCCAAAAGGGACAUUCCAAGUCAUUUUUCUUCUCACAUCACCAGUUGAGAAACCACUCUUGCACACCUUUAAUGAGUUUUUCACAGACAUGGAAGGCCAUGAAGACAUCAUCUGCAUCUGUGAAUCAGAGAAAAACUUCCAGAAGUGGCAAAGCUUUACAGAGGGGUCAUGUGGAACAGAAACUGUGAACAAUUCCAGUGUUGUUGGGAUGAAAAUGAGUCACAUUAAUGCAACUCUAGAGCAAAUACAAUCUGUCAACGUAUGCGCAAGAAAACACCUGCCAGUCUUUGUGAAGGGGACAUGUCUUCUUGAAACACACGAAGAGGAAAAGAUGUAUUCUCUGGAAAUUCUGACAGUCGAUCAUUGUGACGAAACAAGCCAAGCCUUCAUUGAGGAAGAGAAAGAGAACAUUGACCAGCAGUUUUACCAUGGUGGUCGAAUAAACUGGUUGAAUUUAUGGCUUGCUGAGCACCGGCAUGUUGGAGAGGUAAUUGAAAGAGAUGCUUAUCAGGAUGUCUCCAAUUGUGUCAAUGACUCUUUGAAGUCGAAUGCUGAUCAAACUCCAGUGAACAGUAUAAACAUCUUCCAUCACCCAGGAAGUGGUGGAAGCACUGUCGCAAGACAAGUGCUGUGGAACAACAGGAAAGGUCUCAGGUGUGCAGUUGUAAAGCCCUCAUACUCUCCUGCUGUGGUUGCGCAACAUGCAGUUGAACUGAGAGAAUACGAGGAGAAAGAUCCACAGAGGUGUCUUCCUGUGCUGCUCCUCAUUGAAGACUCAGACAGAGAAUACCUCGAUGAUCUCAGGAACGAACUGGAGGUUGCCACAAACGCCAAAAGAAUCCUGUGUGGAACUCUGUGUUUCAUUUUGAUGAGCUGCAGACGAUCCCAUGAUCCAGAGAAAAGAUGCAAAGAGUCUCCGUUACAGAACGUGUCUGUCACUCACAAACUGUCUGAACAAGAGAAGAGACAGUUUGCCAAAAAACGAAAGGUGCUUGAGGAACAUUAUGAACAUGAGUUCAUCCUGACAUUUGUUCUGAUGAGUGAAGGAUUCGAUAAGAAGUAUGUUCAACAGUUUGUCAAACAUUUGCUGCAAGGCCUUGACAGUACAUCUCUUGUGACUAGCCUCAUUCUUUAUGUGGCAUUGCUGAACACUUAUGUUCAAAACUCGUUCAUCUCUCAGUCCCAUUGUGAAGAGUUUCUUGGAAACUUUCUCAUUCACUUGGAAAGGUUUCGCCAACAUGAGUUUGAGAAAUCCCUCGGUGAUCAGGCUAAACUAAUCUUCUUGCAUCUCAGAGAUGAUAAGACACACAUUAAAUCGAUCAGAAUCAUCCACCCACUCGUUGCAAAGGAAAUUCUCGAGCAACUUUUGGGGGACAAACAGACCCAAAGCAGUUUGGCAAUGAGUUUGCUGUGCAACACCGUGCUUUUUGAGCACAGAUUUGGAAGAGCUGAAUAUCUGUCAUUUUUGAAAGCACUGUUGAUAACGCGAUCCAGAAUAAGCAAAGGGGACAAAUAUGACAGUUUUUUCUCUCCUCUGAUUGUGCAUGUGCGUGAAAAGGAAAAAAGCCCAGACAAAGCAAUUGAGUUACUCACGAAAGCGUUCCAGUGUUUCCAUAACGAUCCAUUCUUUGCGCAACAACUUGCACGUCUUCAUUACACCGACGAAAAGUUUGAAGAGGCCAAAUACUGGGCCGAGACAGCAGCCCAACAGUUGCCCAAAAACUCGUACAUACUCGACACAAAAGGGCAGGUGUACAAGAAAUGGUUCGAAGCUAAAUGCAAAGCUAUUGAGAAUGACAGAGUACAAAAGACACCCGAGAAUAUAGCAGAUGCCGUGGCGACUGCACUGAAAGCCCUGGAGUGUUUUCAGGAAUGUGAGAAAGCAGCUGAAGCAGAUCCAGAAAGAAAUAAUAGCUCAGGGUUUUUCUCUGAAGUUGAGGUUGGAUGCAGUGUGCUCAAACUGAUCUCUUCAUCGGAAGUGUUUGCAAACAGAGCCAAUGGCCAUUCAGAGUGUAUGAAGUACCUGUCGACACCGGAGUACAUUCCUGAGGAAGUUGAAAACGCCUGGGCACCAUUUCAUGAUGGUUUGAAAAAACUCAACAAGGCAAUGCAAGAUGCCCUCGAUUGGAUUUCAGAAGACCUCAGUUACUUCCAAACAGACAUCGGUUUUGAUGGAGAAGAGACCCCUGAAAGUCACGAGGAGAAAAUAAGUCAUCCACUGAAAUGGUUGGCAAAAAAAUCUUCAGAGUAUGGGAAAUAUUUCAGUGAAACUGCACUUCAACGGAAAUCAAUCGCAACCAAUCUGACUCCUUUCCAAAAGCGCAUGAUCAUCUAUCGUCUUGGUGGGGGGAACAUGACAUCUAUCCUCUUCAACCUAACUGACCAGAAGGAUGCAGUAACUCUCCUCGAGACCAUCCUUUCUCUCUACCCCAGAAAUCCAAAAAUGGCUAAAUUUGGUCAAAGGGAUAUUGUCAAUUACAUAAUGGCCAACCUUACUCUGAACUGCCUGUCACCAACGAUCAAAAAGAUCGCUCAGCUGAAAGAUCUGCAGGAACUUUGUCAUCAGUUCCCAAAAGAUAAAGGGACAUGUUUAUCGAGUGGCCUCUUCUUGCGUACCUUGCUAUUCUGGCCGGAGGAUCAUGACCCAGAUAAUGAGAAAGAAACAAAAUAUGAAAUUGUGCAAGCGGCUGUUGACCAACUAAAAAAAGACUACUUGAUCAAGAUGAAGGACAUUCCUCAGAGGAAAAGAAGGCUUUACACCCAUUUCUUUCUGGGCAGUGGGAACGGACUGGAUAAAUUUGUCCACAAGAGAAAGUUUGAAAGUGUCACAAAGAUGUUCUCAGUUUCUGAGAAACGCAUGAAGUGGUUUAGGGGUGAGGCAUGGAAAAAGCCUGAGAUUGCCACAAUGCUGAAUUGCGUUUCUGGAUGGACUGAAGAUGGACAGGUGUACCUUGAAGGCCCUCGGAAAAGGAAGUUCAAUAUCCUGCCUCUUCACCUACCAUCAGUGCCUCAUAGUAAUGAAAACAUCACGUUCUACCUGGGGUUCACAUUCAGAGGGCCAGUUGCCUGCAACAUCCUUGUGAAACAAUAGUUUGUCUCUGAACAAUGAUCCUGCCACGUAUGGCUGCACAUCAUCUCCCUGAAGCAUGGGUAUAAUAUCCACUUCAGUUCCAAGAGCAAGAACAGAUAUAAAAAGAAGAAAUAUCUGGUCAAAACAAAACAAAAGUUUCUAUCUCCAAAUUGUCGAGUAUAUUGAAGCAUUUGUUCUGGUACAAAUUGCAAUUCUUUUGUCAGAUAGUUUAUCUAUAAUUUGAUCUUUUUCUCAUUUUAUACAUAUAUAUAUGUGUGUGUGUGUGUACUGACAAUUCAACAGUGUUUUAAAAAAAAGUUUUUGUAUGUGUAUAUAAACAUGUGACAUGAUUGACUCUGAAUUCCCAGGGUAAUAACAAUGUAAACUGAAAUUCCUAUCCUAAAGCUCAAUGCUUCUCAAAUAGGAACUUAAAGUCCCUGUUUAGACCUGAAUCUAGUAUCCUGUUAUUUUCAUAUUGUUUGUAGAUGCAGUUCAGAAGGACUGCAGUUCACACCUGGCAUCUAAAUGCAUUUUUAAUGCAUCUAAUGUGAGCAUUUUUACCUGGGUUUUUCUAAGUGGUUCAUGUUUGGUGUUAUCUAACUAGAAUGCUGUUGGAAGAGACAUUGUGGUUCAUAGUGUGAACCGUUCCUAAACAUCUGGGCUUCUAGUACAGUGGUUCUCAAACUUUUUUAAUUGAUCCACGUCCCUGUGAAAUAUGUUUUCAGCAAAGAACCCCCUAACUAGGGCAACACAUUUUUGGUUGGACAAAAGGUGUAAUACACAGUGCUGUGCCAUCAGUGUCUGAUUUACUAUAGAAUAUAGACAAAUAAUUUUCUGAACUUACUUAUAUUUUAUUGUAUAUGUAUUAAAUAACCAUUUUUAAAGAACUUUUGAAUGGAUGCGAAUUUUAAAUUAUUAUUUAAAUAAAUCUCACAUUCACGUACCCUCAGGGGUACACAAACCCCCAUUUGAGAACCACUGUUCUAGUAGAUCAUGAUAGCUAAAUCGGUGUUUCCACAAUAAAUGUUUUAAGACGAAUCGGCAGCAUUAUGUACAUUUUGAGAAGAAUAUGCCGAUCAUAUGUGCAACAGAAAAAUGUAAUAAAAUGGCAAAUUAUGGGAAAUUACAUUUUUUAACUAGAAAUUACACCAGUACCUGGGGCUAUACUUUUCUAUACUUAUAUUGAAUUAAUUUGUUGGAUAGUAACAUGAAGAAACACAUGAAUUUGUAAACAUUAUUCUGAAAUAUAUAAAACAUGUCUUGAAAUACAAUAAACUUUUUUUCUUCAA
Molecule: messenger RNA, 7003 nt
Organism: Pseudoliparis swirei
Lineage: Eukaryota; Metazoa; Chordata; Actinopteri; Perciformes; Liparidae
Gene: samd9l
Product: sterile alpha motif domain containing 9 like
Exons: 2
Coding region: 1107-5735 (1542 amino acids)
Cellular component (GO): cytoplasm
Molecular function (GO): protein binding
Source: RefSeq, a predicted model, not a curated record